AUGGGAGCUGCAGGGAGCACUGGGCUGCUCCUUGGGGAAAGCUCAGACCCUGAGAGGGGUCAGGGUCAGGAGAGGAGGGGACCAGAGACCCCCAGAGACCCAGGAGGGGACCAGAGACCCCCAGAGACCCAGGAGGGGACCAGAGACCCCCAGAGACCCAGGAGGGACCAGAGACACCCAGAGACCCAGGAGGGACCAGAGACACCCAGAGACCCAGGAGGGACCAGAGACACCCAGAGACCCAGGAGGGACCAGAGACCCCCAGAGACCCAGGAUGGGGACCAGAGACACCCAGAGACCCAGGAGGGACCAGAGACACCCAGAGACCCAGGAUGGGGACCAGAGACACCCAGAGACCCAGGAUGGGGACCAGAGACACCCAGAGACCCAGGAGGGGACCAGAGACACCCAGAGACCCAGGAGGGACCAGAGACACCUAGAGACCCAGGAGGGACCAGAGACACCCAGAGACCCAGGAGGGGACCAGAGACCCCAGAGACCCAGGAGGGACCAGAGAUACCCAUGGGGUGA
This is a messenger RNA of Melozone crissalis (California towhee), 531 nucleotides long. Its product is annotated as proline-rich proteoglycan 2-like. The record is from RefSeq and is a predicted model, not a curated record. The coding region runs from base 1 to 531 and encodes 176 amino acids. The transcript has a single exon. NCBI's taxonomy places the organism in Eukaryota, Metazoa, Chordata, Aves, Passeriformes, Passerellidae.